Messenger RNA from Tachysurus fulvidraco (yellow catfish), 4241 nucleotides. RefSeq names its product glutamate receptor interacting protein 2a (gene grip2a). Bases 623 to 3949 code for a protein of 1108 amino acids. NCBI's taxonomy places the organism in Eukaryota, Metazoa, Chordata, Actinopteri, Siluriformes, Bagridae. The record is from RefSeq and is a predicted model, not a curated record. The transcript has 26 exons. Gene Ontology annotation, biological process: neurotransmitter receptor transport, endosome to postsynaptic membrane. Gene Ontology annotation, molecular function: protein binding.
CGGGGAUAGACUCUGCUUUGUCGCUCAGAGACUCAUUGCAGCAGUGUUUUUAUUCCAGCCUCAGGUUACGCUUCCAUCACAGCUGGCACUUCCCACAAAUGCUGGUCACCACACAUGGAGCAGCCAGUGUGAAGUAAGACCCCGAGUUUGGGGACUAGAGUUUGAAGACUGAGGCAAAGAUAAUUAGUUCCUGACUGGAUGUUGUGGUUUUGCAAUGUUUGGAUUUUACAAUUUGGACAUCGCAUCGUGAGUGGAGAAUCUGGAUGGACGUUACCUUUAUUGAGGAUAUUGAGGAUUGGGUAAGAGGUAGUCAGUGGUGUCUGGAGACUGGACGUUGUGGCAUGGAUAGCAUUUUCUGGACAACAGAGCUUUGAUACUGACUUAUGCAUAGGUUAAACAGCAUCGUGGAUGAUACGGGACCUCAGAUCGAAGACACACAAGUCAAAUUCAUUCCAAAGCAGAGACAUUCGGGAUCUUUGGCUUGCUUUUGGAGAAGAUAUGCUAUAGCAUGUUCAAUGUGAUUUUGGACAUAGUGCUGAAAGGGUUAGUAAAAAGCGUAUGCAGGAUAUAGACGUGUCUCCUACUCCGCCGUGGAAAAGCAUGGAGACGUGACGCCGCAGCCAUGCUGUGCGGUUUACGGAGAGAAGGCCGCAAUGAUGAUGGCCCUUAUUCAAAAGGGAAUAAAGACUGUGCAGCCAACGACAGCAGCAUGGUCUCAAAGAGGCGCAGCAUUCCAGAUGAGAUUCGUGGGCUGACCACAGUAGAGCUGAUAAAGAGAGAAGGCUCCAGUCUCGGCCUCACCAUCUCUGGAGGCUCGGACAAAGAUGGCAAGCCACGAGUGUCAAACCUUAGACCAGCUGGUCUGGCAGCCAGGAGCGACCAGCUGAACACGGGCGACUACAUAAAGUCCGUGAACGGCAUCAACCUGUCCAAACUGCGGCACGACGAGAUCAUCAGCAUGCUGAAGAACAUCGGAGAGAGGGUGGUGCUGGAGGUGGAGUAUGAGCUGCCUCCGCUCGCUCCCAGCAGUCCGAGCAGCGUCAUCUCCAAAACCAUCGAGGUGUGUUUGGAAAAAGAAGGCAACAGUUUUGGAUUCGUGCUCCGGGGUGGUUUUCAUGAGGACUGGCAUAAGGCUCGUCCUCUAGUAGUGACCUAUGUCAGACCUGGGGGCCCAGCAGACAGGGAGGGCACUCUGCGUGCAGGUGAUCGGGUGUUGAGUGUAAAUGGUGUGGCUCUAAACCGACGGAAACAUGCCGACGCUCUCACUCUGCUCAUGCAGAGCAGCCAGGAAGCUUAUUUCCUCAUCGAGUACGACAUUACGGUUAUGGAGUCAGUGCAACAGUCCUCAGGUCCUCUGCAGGUGGAGAUCAUGAAGAGCCCCGGCUCUGUGUUGGGUCUGAGCCUCACCACUGCCCUCUACAGAAACAAACAUGUCAUUACAAUCCAGAAAAUCAAACCUGCCAGCGUCGCAGAGAGGUGUGGAGCUCUGCAUGUAGGUGAUAUUCUCUUGGCUAUAGACAGCAUGAGCACUGAGCACUGUUCUUUAAUGGAAGCUCAGCAGCUGCUGGCCAACUCCUCAGAGGUCACCAAACUCGAGAUCCUGCCUUCGCCACACGGCCUACAUGACACGGUGCGUAUCCAGAGGAGCAGUCAGCGCCAGUGGGAUUCUGGUGGGAACUACCUCAGUGCCGCUGCACCCACCCACAGCAAAGCCCCAUUAACCUGGAGCAACACCACUCCUACACACUCCCACUGCACUUCUGUGGCAUCAGGCAGCUCAUCUCAGACUUCAGGCUUUCAAAGCGCUAAGGGCGGUUCUGUGUACCCGAGCUCGUACCCCUGCAGCACUCUGCCCUCGUACCCCUCGAGCCCACGCGGCGGCACCAACAGGAGGAAACCCAGGAGAACAGAACACAAGAGCUCAUUGUCUCUCUCCAGCACGGUGGGUGUUGGUGGCCAGGUGGUGCAUGUUGAGAAUAAUGAGGUGGUGCUGAGAGGAGAUCCACUCACAGGCUUCGGCCUGCAGCUCCAGGAAAGAGUGUUUGCGACUGAGCCUCUUUCUGCACCCGCCUGCAUCCGGUUCAUAGAGCCAGACUCACCUGCUGAAAGGUGUGGAGUGCUGCAGGUUGGAGACCGAAUCCUCUCUAUAAAUGGAAUCUCGACUGAUGACGGAACCCUGGAGGAGUCCAAUCAACUUCUCCGAGACGCAGCUCUGUCCAACCAGGUCACUCUAGAAGUCGAGUUCGACGUCGCAGUAUUAGGGGAGAAGAUGUACGCUGCCAGGGACGUACAGGCACAGAGGCCACACCUCCUUUUUAUAAGACUGACAGGCAGAAGGAUCAUGCCUUCUUCUCUGGGACUGACAGAGUCUGUAAUCCCAAGCAGCGGUACGUUCCACGUGAAGCUGCCAAAGAGGCGUGGCGUGGAGGUGGGCAUUACUAUCAGUGCCAGCAAGAAGCCAGGCCGGCCUCUGAUCAUCUCUGAGAUAAAGAGAGGGAGUAUCGCUCACAGAACAGGUACACUGGAGCCUGGCGAUCGAUUGUUGGGAAUAGACAAUGUAAAACUCGAGAACUGUGGAAUUGAUGAGGCCAUGGUGGUCCUCCAGCAGGCUGAGGACAUGGUCAGACUGCGCAUUCAGAAAGAUGAGGACAACUUAGAUGAGCUCGAGUCCUCCGGCUCUGUGAUUUUCACCGUGGAGCUGAAGAGACAUGGAGGUCCUCUGGGAAUCACCAUUUCUGGCACAGAGGAGCCCUUUAACCCUAUCCUCAUCUCCAGCCUGACCCGUAAUGGUCUCGCACACAGAACCGGGGCUCUUCAUGUUGGUGACCGUGUGCUAGCUAUCAAUCAUGUGAGUCUAAAGGGGAAGCCACUGAGCGAAGCCAUUCACCUGCUGCAGACUGCUGGAGAUGCUGUGACACUGAAGAUCAAGAAACGAACUGAGUCUGCCAUCGAGUCAGACUUGGGCAGCCCACCGAGGACGGGAUCUUGUCUGAGUGAUGCUGAAGACGACAGUUCUGAUUCGCUCAGGCGCUGUAAACGUUCUGGUCUUCAUCACCUAGCCACGCCCCCUAGCAUGGAUUCAGCCAUGGACUCAUGGGAUGGCUCCGGCUUUGAUGCUGGCUAUGGGAGUCAAGGGGCCUACAUCCAUCAGACAUCCGACCUGAACAUCAACCCUAAUGAGUGGAGACGAACCAAUCAAAAGAGCCCACUGGCCUCCAGAAAACACACCCACUGUGCUGCAGUGCAUGAUGGGAAAUCAGGAGAAGAUGACUGGAAAUACCAUGGAUCCGUUAGCCCCAUGCGUUGCCGUGGCAACACCGACACUCAGGAGACCUAUUGGUCGCAAGCAAUGCAGGAUUUGGAGACGUGCGGCCAAUCAGAGAUCCUCAGAGAGCUGGAGGCCACCAUGAUGUCGGGCAGCACACUGAGUUUGGGGGACGAGAGCGAGGUCUGUAACGACGGUGAAAUCAAACUUCCACCCUUGGAGCUGAAGCAGUGCUGGGACUGCAGCACAGAUACAGAGCUAAACGAUACGAGCCCCACCGCCAUGCCGUUAGAGCUGCACAAGAUCUGUGUGUUGAAGGAUGAAGACAGCAGGGAUUUUGGCUUCAGUGUGUCUGAUGGCUUGUUGGAGAAGGGUGUGUAUGUCAAUAUGAUCCGUCCGGACGGUCCUGCAGAUCGGGCGGGUUUACAGCCAUACGACCGCAUCCUUCAGGUGAGUCACGUGCGCACGCGGGACUUCGACUGCUGUUUAACCGUGCCUCUGAUUGCCGAGUCGGGAGAUAAGCUGCAGCUUGUUAUCAGUAGGAACCCUGUCACAAAGACACCUCAGUGGUCCCCUGAGGACAGUCAGGACUCUUCUGACGCACUUCCUGCCGUCUCUAUCCGCAGCUCGAAAAAGGCCUACCUCAGGCCUGAGAUGGUUCCACUGAGCGGCGGGUUACUGUAGAAGAAGGAGUCUGUGUCUCUCUCUCUCUCUCUCUCACUCUCACACACGCUCACAAUUUAAACCACUUUCCCACAUCACUUUUUGCCACAUGCAGGUUUUGUUUCCAUGGCAACACUUUUAAAAGAUAAUUUAACUUGAUCACCAUAUUCACUUGUACACUCUGUACUUUUUGUCUGUGUCCAGUUUAAUUUUAGAUUAUUUUGAGUUCCCUCACUGGUUUAGGUUCACACACCUGUGCGCACGUAUACACACACACACACACACACACACACACACACACACACACACACAU